This is a messenger RNA of Chelmon rostratus (copperband butterflyfish), 2356 nucleotides long. RefSeq names its product cytochrome P450 3A27-like. Lineage: Eukaryota; Metazoa; Chordata; Actinopteri; Chaetodontiformes; Chaetodontidae. Gene Ontology annotation, molecular function: steroid hydroxylase activity; oxidoreductase activity, acting on paired donors, with incorporation or reduction of molecular oxygen; iron ion binding. The record is from RefSeq and is a predicted model, not a curated record. The transcript is spliced from 13 exons. The coding region runs from base 53 to 1546 and encodes 497 amino acids.
UUCCUCAUUUGUCAUCUGGUUGCGUUCAGCUCUCUCUCGACACCAAGUCAACAUGUUUGUCUUUGCGUUGUUUUCAGCGACCACCUGGACUCUGCUGGCUCUCUGCCUCACCCUGUUAUUACUGUAUGGCAUUUGGCCAUUUAGGUUUUUCAGAAAACAGGGAAUAGGCGGACCUAGGCCUCUGCCUUAUGUUGGAACUCUACUAUACUUCAAAAAGGGGCUUAUUUUUGACAAUGAGUGCCAAGACAAGUACGGGGAUGUGUGGGGGUUGUUCGAAGGACGAAAACCAGUGUUUAUGUUGUCAGACCCUGAGAUUAUUAAAACUGUGUUGGUGAAGGAGUGCUACUCUGUGUUUACCAACCGCAGGGAUAGCAUACUGGCAGGACCUAUGGAUGAUGCCAUUACGAACGUUAAAGACGAAAGGUGGAAAAGAAUUCGGAGCACUUUAUCGCCGUGCUUCACCAGUGGAAGAAUGAAACAGAUGUUCCCCAUCAUUGCACGCUAUGCAGACCGACUCAUUGAAAAACUGGGACAAACAAACUCGGAUGAACCCGUCGAUGUCAAACAAUUUUUGGCACCUUACAGUUUGGAUGUUGUGACCAGUGCAUCUUUCAGUGUCGAGGCAGACUCCAUGAACAAUCCAGAAGACCCAAUUAUUGUUCAUCUGAAGAAGAUUCUUAACUUCAACUUUUCCUUUGUAUUCUUAAUAUUAAUGUUUCCCUUUAGUGCCCGUCUGCUGAAGCUCCUGGAUAUUGACCUGAUGCCCAGACUCAGUGUGGAUUAUUUCUACAACAUCAUUAAGAGAUUGAAAGACCAGCAUCAUGCAGAUGAAUCUAUUCGAGCAGACUUCCUGCAGGUGAUGAUUCAGAACGAGAUACCAGAAUCAGAGACUAAGAAUGAACAAGAUCAGCCAAGUAAAGGUUUGACUGAACACGAGAUACUUUCCCAGGCCUUCAUUUUCAUCUUUGGUGGCUAUGAGACCACCAGUGUUACUCUCAGUUACCUCCUUUACAACCUGGCCGUCAACCCUGAUGCGUUGCAGACCCUGCAUGAAGAAAUCGAUGCCAGCAUACCGAGAGAUUCUCCCAUUUCAUACGAGGAUCUUGUGGGUCUGCAGUAUCUGGACCAGGUUCUUGCUGAGUCACAGCGUUUGACGCCCACUGCCCCUCGGCUUGAGAGGAUGUGCAAAAAAACUGUUGAGAUCCAUGGCUUCACCAUCCCUUCAGGAACUCUGGUUGGGAUUCCUGUGCAUUUGUUACACAAGGACCCACGCUUUUGGAGCUCACCUGAGCUUUUCAGACCAGAAAGGUUCAGUAAAGACAGCGGGGAGGAGGUGAACCCGUACGCCUACAUGCCGUUCGGGCUCGGGCCUCGUAACUGCAUUGGGAUGCGCUUCGCUAUCCUCGUCAUGAAGAUGGUCGUUGUCCGUCUCCUGCAGAGUUACACUUUGGAAACAUGCAAAGACACCGUGAUUCCAAUAGAGUUUGACUGGAAGUUUCAGCCAAAAAAGCCAGUGAAACUCAGUUUUGUUCCCAGACAGAAGUAGUCCACGAGGGAGCAUCUCCAAACAUCCCUUGCCUCUGAAUUCCUGUCAAGCUCAUUAUGUUGUAGUUUUUGUUUUAACACGUAGCGACUGCUAACAGGAAGACAAAGUUUGUAGUUCAAGCUUGAUACUAUUGAAACUUAAAAUGCCUUGAACAUCAGAUUUUUCUAACAAUGUUGCUGAAUCAAAUGUGUUUUAUUCACUUCUAUUAUAAAAUAAGAUGAACUUUAUUGAUCUUACAGCAGGGAAAUUCAGCAGAGGAAAAGAGCGACUGAGUGAUAAAUAAAACUAUAUACACCAUAUAUAUAUCUUUCACAAUGAUUGGAUUAUUACACACACAGGCUUAAUUGUAAUACACACAUAAUCUGUAGUAUUAUACUAAUAAUACUCAAGAUAUUGCCUGUAAAUUUGGAUUGGAUUCCACAGGAUACAAAUUGCACAGGAGAACUGCACAGCAUAAAUAUAUAGAUACUGUGUGUGCAUGUGUGAGGAAAUAUAUUGUAUAUAGACAUAUAUAUAUGCUUUCUCUGUUUUUCUUUAAGUUGUCUGUGUAAUUUUACCAUGGCUUCAUGUUUGCAAAAUGCAAAAAUACAUAACUUUUUAAAAUCUUUUUAUGGUACAUAAUGUUAUCAAGACUCACCUGGACUGUCUUUUGUUCAAUAUGUAUCCUGGAUAUGUGACUAGAUAGAGGAACAGUAACUGUUAGGACAACGCACAAUACUUGGAUAAUUCCUACAAGACUCAUUGGCAAAUGAAAGAUAUUCCUGAAUGACUUUUUUGUCACAGAGUGUACAAUAAAUUGAUUCAAACACC